Messenger RNA from Anopheles moucheti, 4158 nucleotides. RefSeq names its product serine/threonine-protein kinase PAK mbt (gene mbt). Gene Ontology annotation, molecular function: protein serine/threonine kinase activity; ATP binding. The record is from RefSeq and is a predicted model, not a curated record. The coding region runs from base 231 to 2825 and encodes 864 amino acids. Lineage: Eukaryota; Metazoa; Arthropoda; Insecta; Diptera; Culicidae. Gene Ontology annotation, biological process: intracellular signal transduction; regulation of MAPK cascade; protein phosphorylation. The transcript is spliced from 5 exons. Gene Ontology annotation, cellular component: cytoplasm.
GUGCCAAAAAGGGGGAGGCAAGGUGGUGUGUUAGUGCGCGAUCUUCCUACGUUCCUGACGAUCGUGUGCGAGUUAGACUGAAACGCGACGCAAACACACAUUCCAGUUGAACGUAUCAUCGAAUUUGGGGUGUAAAAGUGACAUAAACCCGUUUCCACGGCCAUAAUUUGUGUUGUGUUAUUGUUGUGCAUAUAAAAUCCAAUCCAGUUCUAGGCCCCGCAGCAAGCAAAAUGUUUUCGAAGAAAAAGAAAAAGCCACAAAUUUCCUUCCCGAGCAAUUUCGAGCACCGUGUACAUACGGGCUUUGAUAAGCGGGAAGGUCGGUACGUCGGUUUGCCAUUGCAAUGGGCGUCGAUCGUUGGCAAUAAUCAGAUACUGAAAUCAUCCAACCGUCCGUUGCCGUUGGUCGACCCGUCCGAGAUCACACCGACCGAAAUACUGGACCUAAAGACCAUCGUACGGCCCCACGGUCCACCUGGCCCGGGAGGAAAUGUGGCCGCACCGGGUACGGUAGCAUCCGAACCGGGGAAACUCAUACUGCCGAAAACAUCCAACGUAGCACGUUCGAAUUCGCUUCGAAGCUCCAGUCCACCGCGGGUACGCCGUGGAGAUUUGCGUGCCAAUACCAAUGUGCCACCAUCCGUGCCGGAGGAACCGAUGCAACCGCCGCAACAGCUUGGCGGUGGCCAAUCUCCGUUCCCCGGAAUGAACAAUAAUAGCUUCCCGUCGAUGCAGCCACCCGCCAAGGGACCGACGGGUGGAAAUUAUCCACCAAUUUCGCCCGCGGGCCCGACGUUGGAGACGAACUUUAACAACAAUUUCGAUGCACACCAUCAACAACUACAUCAGCAACAGCAGCACCAGUUGGCAUCAGGAAUGGCGCAGCACCAAUUGCAUAUGCACCACAUGCAGCAGCAGCAGCAGCACCAUCACAUGCAUUCCCAUCAAGCUCAAGCAGGCGCUGUUGGCGGGAGCAGCGUACAGGCAACAGCAACAGCAGGCCAUGCAAUCGCCCCGCAUAUGAACGGUGGCAAUCUGAUAGCGGGCAACAACACGAACAGCAGCAACAUGUCUACGGCUGCUUCGACCAAUGGUACGGGCUCGAACGGAAACCUCUCCAAUCCGGUCAGUGUGCUAACGGAAACGUCUUCGCUGUAUCAUAACAGAUCACAAAAAUCCUCACCAACUGGUUCGGAUGGUAUGCACCGGCAGUAUCCUAAUGCAGGCUAUGCUGGCCAGCUACCGGGCAACAACAAUUUCCAAGGCUCGAGUAUGAUGGCAGCAGGUGGUGGACCACCUCCACUGCACAGUAAACCACAGGCCGGUCCGAAUCAUCCGGGACAGGAGGGUUCCAUGGCGAACAAUCAUGGCGCACUCAACCAGCAUGGUCACAUGGGAGAUGCAAACAACGGUAACCAUAUUCCGCCCGGUCAUCCGGGUCAUCACCAUCACCACCAUCAUCCGCACGGUAUGAUGGGUCCCGGUGGUUCGGCCGGAACACCCCAACUGUCCGGUUCACAGCUGUCCCCAACAAACGUUCAUCACCAUCAUCAUGCCCAUCACCAUCAGGCGACACAGCAGCAGCAACAACAACAACAACAAAUGCAGGUUCCAUUGCAGAUGGGCAAUAAUCAGAUGCCAAAUCACCACCAUCACCAUAAUCACAAUGCAAAUGCGCCACCACACCACCAGAAAAUGCCAUCACCGUCAUCGGUAUCGAACACCAACACGGGUGGAAUACAAGGUGCAGCAGCAGCAGCAGGACUUGGCGCACCGGAUCCGAACCACAUGUUUAACAACAAUUCCAUCAGCAACGCCAAGAGCAACUCGCGUGCAUCGAGCUCGAGUGGUGGUAACAUAUCCGUUGCUCAAAGUACCUCUUCCACCACACAGAGUGGUCAGAGUCAGCAACAGCCACCGGUAAAAACGGAACAAAGGCUUACACACGAACAGUUCCGUGCCGCACUACAGAUGGUGGUGUCCGCGGGUGAUCCGCGUGAAAAUCUGGAAAAUUACACAAAAAUCGGCGAAGGUUCAACCGGUACCGUCUGCAUUGCGACAGAUAAAUCCACCGGUCGGCAAGUGGCAGUCAAGCAGAUGGAUCUACGGAAACAGCAGCGCCGUGAAUUGCUGUUUAACGAGGUCGUCAUUAUGCGUGAUUAUCACCAUCCGAACAUUGUGGAAACGUACAGCAGCUUCCUGGUGAACGAUGAACUGUGGGUGGUGAUGGAAUUCUUAGAGGGCGGUGCGCUCACCGAUAUCGUGACACAUUCCCGCAUGGACGAGGAGCAAAUCGCCACCGUUUGCAAACAGUGCCUUAAGGCUUUAUCCUAUCUUCAUUCACAGGGUGUUAUCCAUCGGGAUAUCAAAUCCGAUUCAAUUCUGCUAGCGUCGGACGGGCGGGUGAAGCUGUCCGACUUUGGUUUCUGUGCGCAGGUAUCGCAAGAACUGCCGAAACGCAAAUCGCUCGUUGGCACACCGUACUGGAUGUCGCCAGAAGUCAUCUCCCGGUUGCCGUACGGUCCGGAGGUAGACAUCUGGUCGCUCGGUAUCAUGGUGAUUGAGAUGAUCGACGGUGAGCCACCGUUCUUCAAUGAGCCACCGCUGCAAGCGAUGCGACGCAUCCGCGAUAUGCCACCGCCAAAGCUGAAGAACUCACACAAAGUGUCCAGCCGGCUGCAAAACUUCCUCGAUCGUAUGCUCGUGCGUGAUCCGGUGCAGCGUGCAACUGCGUCGGAGCUGCUGGCGCAUCCGUUCCUAAGGCAAGCGGGACCACCAUCGUUACUGGUUCCAUUGAUGCGUGGUGCACGGCACAGUAAUUGCUAAGACGACGAGCCAGGAACAGGCCAGCAACCGGUUCAGAGAAAACAAGAUUCAGCCAUUCACAACCAAAAGGAAUCUACAGCGCGCUGAGAUGGAUGCACCAAAUGAACGGUUAUGCGAUCAGUUCGUUCGUUUCCGGUCAGCAUCAUAUAAUUAACUUUCAUGCACUCUGCAAAGCCGUGAGUAAUCUAUUGUUGCAUUUAUCUAACGUGAAAACAGGAAAAGCGAAAACCGCAAGUUUCAUAAUCAUUUGCAGUCCAAUCUGUUGCUAUUUGUACAACAAACAUAACUUAGAAGUUAACAGUGUUAUUAGGAAAACAAUUCCGUUUGUUUUCGUUAUAUGGUUUGAAGUAAAACGUGUAGGAACGAGUUAAAGUUUUAUAUAUUAUUUUGCAGCUAUAAACUGUUCUCAUCAGACAAGAUCAGGCCACUCUAUCGUAACGACCAUUACGGACGCAAGAAAGCAGGAGCUGUAAAUAUUUUUUAAUGAUGAAGCUUUUCAUGUAAUUUGAUAAUACACACACGGAACCUUUUAAAACAACGAUCUGUGUACACGUUUACGCGGUAGACUAUACAUUCCAGUAUUUAGCUGAAGAAAGCUUGAAUGAUAAAACGGUUUAAUUUUAACUCUUUCUUUUUCGUGCAAAAAAAAAAUUAUCCAACUUCUGUAAUAUUAAAUGAGCCAUUGUUAAGUGUUUGUUGUAAAUGUGGUUUUAAAAAUUUGCAAUCAUCCCAGCCUACUUAUGGGCUGACAAGUUUUAUUAUAAACAAGAAGAAAAGUUCACUCACACACACCCAGAACGGUUAUGUUAACGAAAAAAGGAAAGUAUUUGUUAUUCAACACGGGAACUUUUUGUAUUUUUAAAACCCGUAAACAUUAAGCUGUGUAAAGUUAGCUACUUGCAAGUAUUCUCAAGUUGACUGCUUUUACCUCACUCGAAAAAAAAGGUCACUUAAUGUAAACAGUUGAAUCUCUUCUAAGAAAAUGUAGGAUCGGAUAGGAAGAAAUAAUGUUUCUUUUUAAUGAUUGUAUCGUGUCAACAGUUAAGUAGCAUUUAUAUGUCGACGAAGCGCUUGGCUGCAAAAGAGAAAAACAAAACAACACAUUAAAUACUCAAACAGGUUCCGUACUGCUUACUUACAUAAGAGACUGGUAGGUUGGCCUAGGACCUAGUGGUCGGCAAACUUUGGAGAGUAAUAGGAAUUAACGAAACGCAUGAGACUCACCCUUUAAAGUGCAUUUAGCUAUUGCCGAAUGAAUGAUCAUUUCGGAAAAAAGAUACAAAAUUUUAUUUAGAAUACAACAAAUUAUACUCUACUUAGACGAAUCCAGGGC